Molecule: messenger RNA, 1256 nt
Organism: Strigops habroptila (Kakapo)
Lineage: Eukaryota; Metazoa; Chordata; Aves; Psittaciformes; Psittacidae
Gene: CD2BP2
Product: CD2 cytoplasmic tail binding protein 2
Exons: 7
Coding region: 94-1113 (339 amino acids)
Cellular component (GO): U5 snRNP
Molecular function (GO): protein binding
Source: RefSeq, a predicted model, not a curated record
GAUGACGCCACUUCCGCCCGGAAGCGGCCCCUCGGCGCGCAGGGGCGCGGGGCGCGCUGCUGAUGAGCGCGGGUCAUUAAUCGCCGCUGACCAAUGGCCAAACGCUCCGUGACCUUCGCUGACCUCGAGGGGGAGGGGCCAGAGGAGGAGCCGCCCCUCCCCCCCCGCAAGAGGGCCAUGGGCCGGUUCCCGGGGCAGCCGUCACUGGACAGUGAUGAGGAGGAGGAGGAGGAGGACGAGGCCGAAGGCUGCAGCGACUUCAACCUCUUCCUGCCCCACGGCUCGGGGGGGUCCCCGGAGGGGGCGGGGCCGGAGGAGGGGGAGGGGCCCAUGACCCCGUUUGACCUCGGGCCCGAACUGGCCGAGGGGCACUUUGACCCCCAGGGUCACUUCAUCUGGCGCCCGGCGCCCCCCCCGGACCCCUGGCUGGAGGCCAUCGAGGGCCUCCCCAUCAAGCCCCGCCCCCCGCGCCGUGACGUCACGCCGUCGCCUCCCCCCUCGCCCCCCCCCCUGCGGCAGCUGCUGGGGGAGGCGCUGGAACUGCUGCGGCCGGGGGAGACGGUAGGGGGCGCCCUGCGGCGGCUGGGGGGGCGUGGCCGGGAGGGGGGGCGUGGCCAGCGCCAAGCCCCGCCCCCUGCCCCCCCGGAGCUGCUGCGAUUGGUCGCCGUGGCCGAUGGGCUGGUGGCCAGGGGGGUGCUGGGGGCCCUGGAGGAGCAUCGGGAGGGGCUGGAGAGGAGGAUGAGGGAGGAAACGGGGGGGGAAACGGGGGGGGAAGGAGAGGAAAUGGGGGGGGAAACGGGGGGGGAAGGGAAGGGAAGUGCCCCCCCCCAGGGCGGAAGUGGAGCCGUCGACAUGUUCGCGCCGGGGGAGGAGGAAGAGGAGGAGGAGGAGGAGAAGAGGGAGGGGAAGGAGGAAGAGGAAGUGCUUUGGGAAUACACGUGGGAAGAGGGGGGGGACAUCUACGGCCCCUUCAGCAGCGCCCAAAUGCAGGAGUGGGCGUCGCAGGGCUACUUCCGGGGGGGAGGGGCGCGGUGCCGGCGGGUUCUGCCCCUCCCCCACCCGCCGGGCCCCUUCUACGAGUGCGCCCGGAUGGACUUUGAGCUGUUCACAUGAGGGGGGAGGGGCUAAAGGGGGGGAGGGGUCAAAGGGGGGGAGGGGCUAAAGAGGGGGAGGGGUUAAAGGGAGGGAGGGGCAAAAAAACCCCCCCCCGAAAAACCCCCAAAUUUUAAAAAAACCAAUCAAAAGAAAAAAAAAAA